UGCUGGUGUCUCCCGCUAUGGCUGCACUACGGAGGCUCCUGUGGCUGUGGCCGCCGCCUCGGCUUCUCCCUCCGCUUUCCCCUCACCAGCCCUUUCCUGGGCCCUGGGGGCGGCCUGCGGGGUCAGCCUCCAGCUCUCCCGCCCGGCCCUUCUCCUGCCGGGAGGAGGAGGAGGGGGCUGUGGUUGAGGCGGCUUGGAGGCGGCGACGGCGCUGGGGGGAGCUGAGCAUCGCGGCGGCGGCCGGCGGGGGUCUGGUCGGCCUGGUGUGCUACCACCUGUAUGGGGACCCCAAGGCGGAGUCCGCGCGCGCGCCAGCGCUGGGGCGCCCCUCCGAGAGCGCGGCGGCAGAGCUCGAAGACUCGCCCCGCGGCCGGGGUCUUCUGUCCAUCCCGGUCGCGGCUGCCAAGGAGACGGUUGCUAUGGGCAGAACAGAAGUCGAAGACUUGGACUUUUAUGCAACAUCUCGGGAGAGGCGAUUUCGUUUGUUUGCCUCUAUAGAAUGUGAAGGGCAGUUGUUCAUGACUCCAUAUGAUUUUAUUUUGGCUGUUACAACAGAUGAACCCAAAUGUACUAAAACAUGGAAGUCACUUUCCAAGCAGGAAUUAAAUCAUAUGCUCUCUGAAACUCCACCAGUUUGGAAAGGAUCAUCAAAGCUAUUUCGAAAUCUUAAAGAAAGAGGUGUGAUUUCUUACACGGAAUAUCUUUUUCUUUUAUGUAUUUUAACAAAGCCACAUGCAGGUUUUAGAAUAGCUUUUAACAUGUUUGACACUGAUGGCAAUGAGAUGGUGGAUAAAAAGGAAUUUUUGGUGCUUCAAGAGAUAUUCAGGAAAAAAAAUGAAAAGAGAGAAAUUAAAGGAGAUGAAGAAAAGCGUGCACUGCUGCGUCUUCAACUUUAUGGAUUCCAUUCUCCUACUAAUAGUGUACUUAAAACAGGUGGAGAGGAACUUGUCUCCAGAAGCUAUUGGGAUACACUGAGACGUAACACAAGCCAGGCACUCUUUUCAGACCUUGCAGAGCGUGCUGUUGACCUCACAAGUUUAGUGGCAGAUACUACACUUCUCGUACACUUUUUUGGAAAGAAAGGAAAAGCUGAGCUCAAUUUUGAAGAUUUUUAUAGAUUCAUGGAUAACCUCCAAACAGAAGUUCUAGAAAUAGAAUUCCUUUCCUACUCUAAUGGGAUGAAUACUAUCAGUGAAGAAGAUUUUGCUCAUAUUCUUUUACGAUAUACCAAUGUUGAAAACACAUCAGUGUUUUUGGAAAAUGUGCGUUAUAGUAUAUCUGAAGAAAAGGGCAUCACAUUUGACGAAUUCAGGUCAUUUUUCCAGUUUUUGAACAACCUAGAAGACUUUGCAAUAGCCCUGAAUAUGUAUAACUUUGCAAGUCGUUCUAUAGGGCAAGAUGAAUUUAAGCGUGCUGUCUAUGUAGCUACUGGCCUCAAAUUUUCACCACAUUUAGUGAACACUGUUUUCAAGAUUUUUGAUGUUGACAAAGAUGAUCAAUUAAGUUAUAAAGAAUUUAUUGGAAUUAUGAAAGACAGACUCCAUAGAGGAUUCCGGGGUUAUAAAACAAUUCAGAAGUAUCCCACUUUCAAAUCCUGUCUCAAAAAGGAACUUCAUAGCAGAUAAGUACUUCUAAAACAGAGCUUAAAGAAUUACUAUCUACGUGACAAACAUAAUAAGCAAACAUUUCGGAGAGUUGUGGAAUUAGGUCCGAGAGCAGAACAUGUAGAGAUGAAGGAAAAGGUGUAACUCUAUGAAAAUCAUAUUUUUUUCUUGAACUGAAUCCUCAAACGUAAGACAGAUAAAGCGCAUCUUCUUACUAACUACAAAUGUUAUAUGUUAAUCAAUUUGAGUUUUUGCCUUGAUUUAAUUGAACUUUGUACUUUUUCAUUCCCUUCAGAAAUAUACAGAUUCUUCCAAUGACUAUAUGAAAAUGUACUUAAUUUAUUUUUAUUUAUUUGUUAGAAUCGCCCUAUUUCAGAAUAACUUAUGACUCAUGGAAUAUAGAUCACUUAAAAAUGAACAGUGAACAUUGAUUAUUUUCUUUGGUUUUGGACUCUGACCUUAUUUUCAGGAAACAAACCUUGCUGAAGAUGUCUCUUAGAGCCAUUAGAACUAUUAAUAAAUCUCUACUACUUAACAGGUUUUUAACCACAUUGAAAAAAAUUUGAAAAACAGAGUAUGCUACUAUAUAGUAUGAUGGUUUACAUUGUACUUUUAACUUUUAAAAGUACUUAAUUGUCAUUUAUUGGUUUGAAUCAUGUAAAGUUUUUUUAAAUUUUUUGUUCAUUUACCAAAGCCAACAGAAUGUCUGAUAUAAAGAAUGUCUGUAUAAAGUAAAGAAAUUUUAAAUGUAGAUUUUUUUUUCAAAAAAAAUAGAAAAUUACAUAUUGAAGGUAGAAAUAGUGGUAGUUGUAACAGUAAUCGCUGUCAUUGUCAUUACUGUCUUAAACAUGAUGCUGCUCCUGAUUACAGGUAGUAUAUAUUAAUAACACUAGUAAAAAUAGUAUCCUAAAGCUCUGUAACUUAUUGUGUAUUGUAAUAUAUGUAGUGUCAAAGAGUAUGAUAGAAGACUAAUAUAAAAGGGUUUAAAAGACUAAUGUAUAUAUUAUGUAGAAAUUAAUAUUUUAUUUUUUGCAAAAGGACCACAUGCAAAGUGAUGCCAGACAGCCAGGGUUCAGAGUAAUUAUGAAUAAUUUAAAUAUGAGUUUAAUUCAAAAUAAUGUCUAAUGAGAGAAAAAGAAAAACUUUCUAUUGAAAAACAACAAAAUUAGAUUUUCACAUGGAGAAAAUAAUUUCAUAAUACUGAAUAGAGAUCUGUUCAAUUAACAAAAGUAUAGUUUAUGUAAGGAUACUAUACAAAAAGAACAGUGAAUUUAAACUAAUGUAUUUCUAUAUUGUAUGUGGAAGAUAAUGUUCAUUUAUCUUCCCUUCUAAGACUUAUUUAAGUUACUCUUACUCCAACUUUUACAUUGCUUUUGCAUAUGAAAAUAGGAAACACUGACCUUUUAUGUUACUAAAUGUGAAAUUAAUAGCUCUGCAUCUGUGUAUUUAUAAAAGUAAUGUUACUUCCAAGAAAAUGUUAUUAGUAUUGACUAUGUGUCUGUUAGAUGUUUUAUAUUCUUUAUAAGAUACCAUUUAUUACACCAAUAUAGAAAUAAAUGAUUAAUAAAUCUAAGGAUCCCAUAUAGCAUAAUAAUUUAAUACAACCUGUUUACAACCUUGAUUCAGUUGAGCAUCUUAUAAGACCGACUAAAUGAAAAAUGCCUAUCCACUCAUUUAAUGUGUCCCAGGUCUAUUUUACCUGACACCGAAUGUUCUCAGUGUUAAUUAUUUGCUAUCUAAAAUAAUUUAAAAGUGCAGAUGAUUUUAAUCUUUGACUAUAAGUUAUAUUGUCUUGCAUAUGUGGAACUUGGUAUUUAAAACAGUACUGUGAAUAUAGUUUAAAACUGAAGUUUCUCAUUGAUAUCCUUUAUAAUUCUGCCAUUCCUCCAAGGAAGAACAUUAUACUUCAUAUGCAAAUUUAUUCUCUAUUCUUUAUUUCUUAUCUAAAUAAGUAGAUGAAUAUCUGUUUAUAAGUCUGUGACAUAAUAUUAAAAUGUGAAUAAAUAAAAUAUUCUGAUCAAAAAAAUGUAAACAAGUAGUAAAUUACAGUGAUUCCCUUUGUAUUAUCAUUCUUGAAUUUUAUUAUCCAUAAAAUGGGAAAUAAAAAUAUCUCACUGUAUUGUUGUUUCCCUAGAUUUAAAAAAAUAAAAUGUGUUGGAAACAAUAAUGUAAUAAAUACAUGUAUACUAUUAUUCAGUGUUUUCUUUUAUAAACUAUUGUUUGGGAAGAUGGUGAUGUACAUAAACUUAGUAUCAUGCUUUUUAUAGAAUGUGUGAUAAAAGGCUUAUUGUACUUCUCAGUAUCAUUUAAUAAUAAUGAAUUCAUUUAAGUUCCAAUUUAUUGUUCUUAUUGUAAAAUGUAAUUGUAAAGCAACCUGAUUACAUUCUUAUACUAUCUUUAAAUAAAUAUA
Choloepus didactylus (southern two-toed sloth) is the source of this 4014-nucleotide messenger RNA. RefSeq names its product mitochondrial calcium uptake family member 3 (gene MICU3). Gene Ontology annotation, molecular function: calcium ion binding. The record is from RefSeq and is a predicted model, not a curated record. Gene Ontology annotation, cellular component: uniplex complex. The coding region runs from base 18 to 1625 and encodes 535 amino acids. NCBI's taxonomy places the organism in Eukaryota, Metazoa, Chordata, Mammalia, Pilosa, Megalonychidae. The transcript is spliced from 15 exons. Gene Ontology annotation, biological process: mitochondrial calcium ion homeostasis; calcium import into the mitochondrion.